Molecule: messenger RNA, 1687 nt
Organism: Anopheles moucheti
Lineage: Eukaryota; Metazoa; Arthropoda; Insecta; Diptera; Culicidae
Exons: 6
Coding region: 197-1249 (350 amino acids)
Source: RefSeq, a predicted model, not a curated record
AACAGCAACCUAUUAAUUAGAUUAAAUGUGUCCCGUAGCAACCACAACACAGUUUGUGAAAAAUCAAAGCACCCAAUGAAAAUUCCUUCCCGGAUGACAGGUAGCAAACGUCAAAACCACAACCAUCGCAAGCCGGAACGAGAUCAGUCGUGAGUGGGAAUUUAGUGACUAGUAAAGGAACACGCGUACCGCUGCCAUGGUUCUGCUUCAGCUACGCUCCCUUCGCUCUUGGUUGGUAUCGAGCGACCGUAGCCUGCGCGACACACUGAAUAGCAUCUUCUGGCUGAGCUGGGUUUUGGGCAUCAUUUUCCUGCAGUUCCGGCGACUGGUGGAGCGGCUGUUGCGUUUGGGUCGUGUAAAAGCUAGUAAGCAUGGACGGAUCGUGCAGCACUUAUGGAACAUUUCCUUCUACACCAGCGCCACCAUUUUCUUGCUGCUCUACCAAAUGCUCUUGAUCCGACCAGAGGUGGUCCGUGAGAGUGGCAAGUACUUCCCACAGUACAACAACGUCAUCUUUGCCAGUGCCUGCGAUCCGGCCAAGUUUGAGAUUAUCACAGUGGUGCUCGUAUCAUACCGGGUGCUUAGUACGGUAUCGAAGUUGUCCAGCGGCGACUAUUCGGUUGCAUUCUCGAGCGCCCUUUGUUCAUCAUUGCUGAUGUGUUGCCUCACGCUACGGUUGGAGAACUACAGCAUCCUGCUCAACCUAUACCUGGCGAUCUACAUCACGCUCGAGGAAACAUUCCUACUGUGCGCCUCUCAAACGGACCGCAAACACAAACACAAACAUAAGCUGACUGUUCUUGUAUUGCUGAUGUGUGGCACUUGGAUUUAUUUAUUUUUUUACCUUUUACCCUUCGAGUUCCUGAUACCGACUCUGUAUGCGCGCCGUGAGCUGUUCCCUCUCAAGCUGUGCUUUUGGCUGUGGUACUGCUCGUGCGUCUGGAACUCGCCGCUGUUAAAGCUGCUGUACCACAAAAUUUACCAUACACACGCAAACGACUGUGCUGGAGGAGCUUCGGCCGUACGAUGCAUUCUGUCGAACGAUUGGCAAAGUUUUCGUCAUUUCCGUAACCUCAAACAUGCCCACCUGAUGCUGGUGCUGCACCAAAGCAAUAGAACAACAAGAAGCGUACCAGCUAAUGAAAAAGCCACAUUGACCGCCUUCCAGACGAUCAAAUGUGUAGUAUCCUUAAAGCGAAAGCUGAGGCGAUUGCGUGAAAACAAGGAGCAGCUGGAUAAGUAUGAAUAGCUGGUUCACUGAACGCAGGAUCUAAACAAUCAAAUGAACAUAAUGAUCUCGACUGUAUGAAACUACGGCUUUCACUCUGUAUCUCUCUGUUUCUUUCUCUAUAUGUCUCUCCCUUCCUUCUUCCCGUCUCUACCCGCCUCCAUCCAUUAAUUCACAAUAUCCAUUCCUGCUUGCGCGCACAAGCAAAAUCAAUCAUCGAAUAACGCGAAUAACGAAGGUAGACAACAAACGCGAUGCAUCGUAAAUCAAUAGUUUUACUAGCAAAUUUGGCGGAAGGAAGUGAGAACACCAGGUUAGAAUAGGAAACAAUCACCUUUUUCUAAGAGAACUAGGGAACGCAUUACUAGGCUGUACAAAAAUUGUGUACUACUCUGCACCACAGCGAUGGAUGGUGCAGUUAACUUAUACAGAUAUGAAUAUAAGAAACGGUUUUGCAUC